AUGACCUCCUUCAGAAGUGAUAGUGACGUUGUUCCGAUGGAAACCACGCCACCGUUCAGUAGUCCAGCUGAUGCAGUAGCGGCCGCAGUAGCGGCUGCGGCAGCUGCUGGUGGAAGCCCUGGGACGAGCGGCCUUCAGGCGAUCGCCGUUGACACGAGCUCUCAAGCGCAGCAACAACAACAGCAGCAGCAAUCACCCGUUCAACAAGCCGGCUCAUCCCCGUCCGGACUGUUCGGUGGACCACCGCACCUGAUGAUUCCGUCUCCGUCGUUGCCGAAUCUGGCCAGCUCAACUACCAGUCAAAUGCAAAUGGAUAUGUCGGCUGCGUUGCUAGCACAAGCCGCAUUUUCGCCGUUCCUUUCGAUGCCGUCCUUANUGAAGAAUAAUCUGGUGCCAACACCAACGAGUAUUAUGGAUUCAUUACUGGAUCCAACCACACUAUCUGAAGGAGUCGCACGUCAAGCGAUAAAAUUCGAUAGUAGAACGUUCAGUUCACCGUUACCUUUUGCCGGUUACCCGUCGUUGUUGAAACAACAACUUCGUGAUCUGGUUCUGAGACGAAAAUCGCUAGUUCGCGAAGAGCCUGAAGAUGAGGCCGCAAUCGAAGCUCAAUUGAUCUCAAGAUUAUCGAAUGGUACAAAUGAGUUGAGCGUUGGCGCACAACAAUCUGGUACCGCAACUAGCGGUGGUUAUAGUUUGAAGACAGGUCUGUUCUUCUAG
Molecule: messenger RNA, 720 nt
Organism: Anisakis simplex (herring worm)
Lineage: Eukaryota; Metazoa; Nematoda; Chromadorea; Rhabditida; Anisakidae
Source: the annotation of a GenBank genome assembly